This is a messenger RNA of Octopus sinensis (East Asian common octopus), 1685 nucleotides long. Its product is annotated as leucine-rich repeat-containing protein 40. The record is from RefSeq and is a predicted model, not a curated record. The transcript is spliced from 5 exons. Gene Ontology annotation, molecular function: protein binding. Bases 90 to 611 code for a protein of 173 amino acids. NCBI's taxonomy places the organism in Eukaryota, Metazoa, Mollusca, Cephalopoda, Octopoda, Octopodidae.
UCUCCAUUCAACUUUUGGGAAAGUCGCUAUAUAAUUAAUUAAUUAGAUAAUAAGAUACCUUCUCUGUAAAUUAAUAAAAUAAUUCGAUUAUGGCUCAUUCACAAGCAGGAGCUGAUGUCGCUAACGUUGUUAAUCGUUGUAAUUCGGCAAAACAGGAUAAGAAGUUGGAUCUGUCUGGUUGUAAAUUAAUCCAAAUACCUGAAGCAGUAUAUUUUUUAAUGAAGAAUGUUUGUGUUGAGAGUCUAGUUCUCUCUAAUAAUCAAAUUCCACGUCUACCAAAGAAAUUUGGAGUGGUGUUUCCAGGAAUCUCAGAAUUAUGUCUCAAGAAAAACAAAUUCAGUAGUCUUCCAGAUGAGCUACAAGACUUAACAAAUCUCCAGUCUCUAGAUAUAUCCUUCAAUAGCUUCACGUGUAUACCAAAUGCUGUCUACAGAUUACCAAAGCUAGUAAACCUGAAUGCAGAAAACAAUUCAAUAACUGAUGUAGACCAGGAGAAACUCGAAGGUAUGGCUUCUAUAGAAGAAGUGAAUCUGUGUAACAAUCCUAUACCAGCAGACCAGCAGAGAGCCUUGCAGGAUAUUGCAGAGAUUCAUGUCUUAGUCGGAAGCUGAUAAAAGUUUUAUCUGAUAUCUUUUCUUGGAAUCUUAAAUAGGAGAAAGACAAUGAUUUUUGGCAAAAUGAUCAAAGAUGUUCGAUGACUCAACUGAAGAUAUUUUAAUUAAUUUGUUGAUCCCUGCCUUCCUACCGAAAUUAAAGCCAUUUUAUUUAUAUUGUUAACCCCUUCCCAUUAAAACAGCUUAAAUUAUAUGAUGUGAUUUGUACUUAAAUUUUUACUAAAAUCUCCCCAUUUUGAUAUUGCUUUGGCAUAUUGAGCACAGAACAAGUGGAACUGUUUGCCGAUUUAAAGCACCGAAAUAUAUUUUGUGAUCUGAACGAGAAUUUCACUGUUUUUCCCUGUUUUCACUGUGAUAUUUUAAAAUGAAAAACAUACGCAUGUUAUUUAUUUUUUAAAAUAUAAAUUUUAUAUCAUAUUUAUAAAUUUUGGAUUUUCUAAAACAGUUUUUUAUUCUGUUUCUGAGAUAAACUGAAAAUAAACGACACAUUUUUGAUGGAUUGUAGUUAUGAAAGUUUAAUUUUAAUGCAUGUACUAAUGCAGGCCCUUGGUUUCAUUGGUUUGAAUACAGGUAUGAUAGACUUCUAAAUCUGUUCCAUUUUAAUUAAUUAAUAUUCAAAUUACGAUGAACGUAAACAAACAAAGUUUGCUUUAGAAGCGUUGAAAUGUCUUAAAUUGUUUUAGUCAAAGAGAUUGACCCCAGAACUUAUUCUUUGGCGGCCGGCUAUGAUAUGGCCACCAACACUUUUUUCUUCAAAAUAGGUGUAGCUUAUCCUGUUCAGGCUAAUAUUAUUAGCAUUAUCCUGCAUUUGAGAAUUUAAAAUCACUUCUUUAACUUUUUAAUUAAUUAAUAUUCAUAGUUGAGGUUGCAAUCAUACUACUAAAUUUGUGUGGUUAGUUAAGGCUCCGAAAAUAUCUAUAAUAAUAAAUGGCAAGUUUGUGUGUUUAUGAAUUUGUUACUUUAACUCCUCUGAGACUAUCCAACAGACCUUGAUGAAACUUGACAUGUGUAUGGGGCUUAUGCCCAUGUGGUCACUUACGCACUUGGAAUUUUUUUAAAAAAUCGAUUUUU